AUGACUGAAACAAAUACUUGUUUGGGAUGCAACAGUGAAGGCAUACACACAUGUGCUGGCUGUCAAGGUCACUUUUGUACGCGGGAUUUAACAAUCCAUCGAAUGACUUUGGUUGAAAAACUCGAUGCUGUUCGACAAGACCGAAAUAGACUUCAUCAACAAGUGAUACAAGCAAAUCAAUCAAAUGUCAUUCAUCAAUCUCUUUUGUCUGAAAUUAAAAAAUGGUAUGAUACUACAGUUGAGAAAGUUCGCCAGGCAGCAUUGAAAGUACGUGAUGAAAUGAAUCAAUUAUUACGACAAAAUAUGGAGAACAUCAAGAAUGAACUUAUAGAGAUGGCCAAGCAAUUUCCCCCGAACAUAAAUGCUGAUACAAUUUUGGAAGGUAACAUUGAACAAUUAAGAGAAAAAGUAAACCAACUUCGAUCCAAUUUCGAAAAAGCAACUAAUUUAUCAUCUAUUAUGAUCAAUGUAGAACAAACCAAUCAUAUAGAUUGGAAUCAUGUAAUUUAUGUCGAAGACAAAUCCAAUCAAAAUAAGGUUCGCUUUCCAUGUUUGUCAGCCAAUAUAAAUUGUCCGUGGAAAGGACAAAAAGAUCAAUUAGAACAUCAUCUGGCUAUAUGCGCAUUUCAACCUUUGCGAUUGGAAAUCGAUGAACUCAAAGCUAUAAAUGCACAACUAAUUGAAGAAAAUAAUGAAUGCAAAGAUAGAAUUGGUCGAAGAGACGCUAAAAUUGAAAAAUUGAAAGAUAAACGAAAAAAAGACAAAGAUUAUAUCAAAACACUUCAAGAUCAAAUUGAAGCACGAUUUAGUGAAAUUAGAACACUUCAAUAUCAAGUUCAAACACAAGGAAGACAAAUUACAAAACAGAGAACUGAAAUCGAACAAAAAGAAAAUCAAAUUAGAACGCAAAGAACUGAAAUCGAACAGAAAGAGAAUCAAAUUGAAGAACAACAACAUACAAUUCAACUGCAGCCAAUACGAAAUUCAAACCCUAAAUCUAACAGCGCAAAUCAAGCAGCAGGUAACCAACUUAUUUUCUGUUAUGGUCAAGUUAUCAAAGAACACAGAAAAGUUAAUUCUCUUUGUAUAACGUGA
This is a messenger RNA of Rotaria sordida, 1095 nucleotides long. Lineage: Eukaryota; Metazoa; Rotifera; Eurotatoria; Philodinida; Philodinidae. The record is from the annotation of a GenBank genome assembly.